UGAUGUAGCCAUUUUUUUGGAGACGGAGACUAUGGCGCACGACGACGAGUUUGGCCUGAAGCGGUCGUCGGGAGUGGACUACAGCCAAGUGCUGGAUCGGCAGAUUGACGACAACCGAUUUGAGCGGCAGCGUGCAAUCCGAGUGGCCUCCUCAGCGGUGCGCUAAUCCCUCGCCAGUCAGUACGCGGUAAAGUGUCUGAUUUUGUCUCACUUGUCUUGCAGCCACCCGCGGAGCAACCCAAACAUGCUGGAGCCAAGGCUGCAGCUCCGCAGUCCGCCACCAUGGAUGCCUUCAUGCGUAUGAUGACGGGCAAGGAAGAGCGCACCAUUGCCGACCGUAUCAGCGACCCGAACCGCCCCACGUGGGAGCAGUACAAAAAGGAGAAUGCGGACAAAUUGGACCUUAGUGGCAACGGAGAGAAGGAGAUGAAGGAGUACAGGAAGAAGCUAGAUGCUGCUAGGGAGAAGAAACUCGCUGGGUCCAGCAGCUCCAAAAAGAGGAAGAAGAAACACAAGAAGCGUACUUACUCUUCAUCAUCGGAAGAUUCUAGCAGCGAGGACGAGCGUCGACGUUCCAAGCACAAGAGUCGCAAGAAAAAGAAAAGCAACAAGCGUAGACGAAGAACCUCAGACUCAGAUGAUAGCAAAUCGGACUCGGACGACGACCGUUCUCGACGACGCAAGCGCUCUAAGAAGAGCAAGAAAUCGUCAUCGCGCAGGAAAGACCGGGACGCUUCGCCCUCGCCCGUGCGUCUGUCUUCCUUCCUGCAGCAAUCGAGCGAUGAUUCGGACGACGAGUCUUCAUAGCGGACGAUCAGCGACGUCAACGUCGCAGGGUUAAUCGCCACUAGGUUCUCACUCGUGCUUUUAGACUGUUCAUACGUUUAUACAACGAAGCAACACAGAUGGUAUCUUGAGUCAACCGCAUCUUUGCUCAACAUAGUUCAAUCGCA
Messenger RNA from Phytophthora nicotianae INRA-310, 953 nucleotides. RefSeq lists its product as hypothetical. The coding region runs from base 283 to 807 and encodes 174 amino acids. The transcript has 3 exons. The record is from RefSeq and is a predicted model, not a curated record. NCBI's taxonomy places the organism in Eukaryota, Oomycota, Peronosporomycetes, Peronosporales, Peronosporaceae.